This is a messenger RNA of Anneissia japonica, 1844 nucleotides long. RefSeq names its product kin of IRRE-like protein 1. NCBI's taxonomy places the organism in Eukaryota, Metazoa, Echinodermata, Crinoidea, Comatulida, Comatulidae. The record is from RefSeq and is a predicted model, not a curated record. The transcript has a single exon. The coding region runs from base 385 to 1806 and encodes 473 amino acids.
UUCCUGUUCCAAUUUAGUUUAAACAUUGCAAUUACUGUAAAGGUUUAACGAGCAAAGUAGUAUUAAAAGAACUAACUACAUAAAAUAAUAUGUGAGUUACAAUUAGAAAGUUCAAUCAUUCUUAGCCAAGUGAAAAUAUUACAUUUGCUUUUAUAUAAAUGUAAUUGUGGACAAUGAAACUGGUAAACAAAGUAAAGUAAGCACUAUAUUACAAAUCAUUGCAGCAGGCUAACAGUGUAACGAUUUCUACAACUUUCUCAGUACGAGUAACUACAACAAUUUAUUGAUGGGAUGUGCCAUGAUGUAAAGAGUGGGCUUAUUUAUUUUGGAGGUGAAUAACAGUUUUGAUCUGAAAUAGGAUACAUUGCAUAUGUCCCAUUCUUUAUGAUCUGCUCUAUUUUUAUCUAUGUUUUAGGAGGCUUUAUCUAUAACAUGUUAAGAAUGCUAUAUUUGUAUUUGUUAUUACUAAGUGUACAUCAUAUUGUGAACAUUGUCGCUAUUAAAUUCGAAGAGAAGCCACAGAAUGCAACCAUAAACGCUGGAAAUGAUAAACCUUUUAUUUGUACGGUUAGUGACAUGUUGAACAACGAGCAGAGGUUUGCGUGGUACAAGGGAAACAUACAAUUGACGGACGGAGAAAAUGUCAUUGAAUAUAAUUCUGGUAAUGAAAGGUUAUCGGUUUCACAACUUGAAACAUCUUCUGGAAAUAUUAUGUCAAUUUUAAAAGUCGAUGACGCUGUAUCAAGCGACAAUGGAGCCUACACCUGCGCCAUUUUAGAAUCCAGUAGAAUUGUUCUCCGUUCAGAACCUGCAUAUCUAAUUGUUCAUUCAUUACCUGGAUCUCAAUAUCCCCUAUGUUCUGUUUCCAAAACUAUUGCGGUUGCUGGUUCGACAAUUAUUUUAACUUGUAAAUCUGAAAAUGUUCUGCCUCCAGUGAAUUUAUCUUGGACAGAAAACAAUAACUUUAUUAGUGGUAGACUGGAGAUGCGAAAGAAAGAAAACGAAGUAAUAAAUGAAUUAAUGUUGCUGCUAAAGAAAGAACAUAAUGGUAUAAAAUUUAUAUGUAAUCAAGUUUCGGAUCUAAUGCCUAACGACCACUCAUACUGUUCUGUAGGGCCACUAAAUGUCCGCUACAAACCCAAUGUUAAGAUUCAACACACAAGCCCCGUGCUACCAGCAAUCGAAACUGUCAUAUUUUGCCAAACAUUUGCAAAUCCUCGUGUCGACAGUUACAGGUGGACGUUCAACCCUCAAAUCAAAAGGAGGGAUUAUAUGUUAGAUAGUACAGGACAAGUAUUAACACUGUUGAGACCAACCCUACAGCAGAGUGGAACAAAUGUAACGUGUACUGCUACAAAUGGAGUCGGAAAAUCAUCGUCAUCAAUGCAAUUACUAGUAGCACUGAGUGAAGUAAGUGACGGAGAAUAUGUAACUGGGGAAACCAUUCUCGACACACAAUCUCAAAAACAAGGAAGAAUUCGUUUGUCAUUAGAUGUUGUGAUUAUCGUUGUUGCUGGUGUUAUUAUUGUCAUUGUACUCGUUGUUCUGGUUCCCGUCUACCACUAUUGUUUGUGUCGUAAUGGUAAUAUAACGACAGUUGAUUCUUCAGGAAUAAAAGUAACUCAACCUGAAGUGUAUUACGAGGCUAGAGAGGGAGUUAUAUUAAGACAUACUAUACAAGAUCGGUCAUUGCCUCGUGUACCUACUACAGAAGUAUAUGGCCAUUGGAGACAUUCAACAGCUUCACAAGUCCCGAAUGAUCUUGAAUCGCAUAGUUAUACUUACAUAGACACUGAGAAUGAUUGAAUGUUUUUAAUAUUGAUAUACAGCCACAUAUACCAAUA